Chroicocephalus ridibundus (black-headed gull) is the source of this 1475-nucleotide messenger RNA. RefSeq names its product lysine-specific demethylase 6B-like. Gene Ontology annotation, cellular component: MLL3/4 complex. Lineage: Eukaryota; Metazoa; Chordata; Aves; Charadriiformes; Laridae. The record is from RefSeq and is a predicted model, not a curated record. Gene Ontology annotation, biological process: heart development; regulation of gene expression. Gene Ontology annotation, molecular function: RNA polymerase II cis-regulatory region sequence-specific DNA binding; chromatin DNA binding; histone H3K27me2/H3K27me3 demethylase activity.
CCCCAGCUGGAGAGCAAGCGCGACGCCUUCUCCCCCGUCCUGCUCCAGUUCUGCACCGACCCCAAGAACCCCAUCACCGUCAUCCGGGGGCUGGCCGGAUCCCUGCGCCUCAACCUGGGGCUGUUCAGCACCAAGACGCUGGUGGAGGCCAGCGGGGAGCACGCCGUGGAGGUCCGCACCCAGGUGCAACAGCCCUCGGACCAGAACUGGGACCUGUCGGGCACGCAGGUCUGGCCCUGCGAGAGCAGCCGCUCCCACACCACCAUCGCCAAGUACGCCCAGUACCAGGCCUCCUCCUUCCAGGAGUCCCUGCAGGAGGACAAGGACAGCGAGGACGAGGAGGCGGAGGAGCCCGACAGCACCACCGAGACCCCCCCCAGCAACCCCGACCAGAAAUCCCACCAGAUCAUCAAGUUCGGGACCAACAUCGACCUCUCGGACGCCAAGAGGUGGAAGCCGCAGCUGCAGGAGCUGCUGAAGCUGCCGGCCUUCAUGCGGGUCUCGUCCACGGGGAACAUGCUGAGCCACGUGGGUCACACCAUCCUGGGCAUGAACACCGUCCAGCUCUACAUGAAGGUGCCCGGCAGCCGCACGCCCGGCCACCAGGAGAACAACAACUUCUGCUCCGUCAACAUCAACAUCGGCCCCGGGGACUGCGAGUGGUUCGCGGUGCACGAGCAUUACUGGGAGACCAUCUCCGCCUUCUGCGACAAGCACGGCGUGGACUACCUGACGGGCUCGUGGUGGCCCAUCCUGGAGGACCUGUAUCGCUCCAACAUCCCCGUCUACCGCUUCGUCCAGCGCCCCGGGGACCUGGUGUGGAUCAACGCCGGCACCGUCCACUGGGUGCAGGCCACCGGCUGGUGCAACAACAUCGCCUGGAACGUCGGGCCCCUCACCGCCUACCAGUACCAGCUGGCCCUGGAGCGCUACGAGUGGAACGAGGUGAAGAACGUCAAGUCCAUCGUCCCCAUGAUCCACGUCUCCUGGAACGUCGCCCGCACCGUCAAGAUCAGCGACCCCGACCUCUACAAGAUGAUCAAGUACUGCCUGAUGCAGUCCAUCAAGCACUGCCAGGUGCAGCGCGAGAGCCUGGUCCGUGCUGGCAAGAAGAUCGCCUACCAGGGCCGCGUGAAGGACGAGCCGGCCUACUACUGCAACGAGUGCGACGUGGAGGUCUUCAACAUCCUCUUCGUGACGAGCGAGACGGGGGGACGCAACACGUACCUGGUGCACUGCGAGGGCUGCGCCCGGCGCCGCAGCGGGGCCCUGCACGGCGUCGUGGUCCUGGAGCAGUACAAGACCGAGGAGCUGAUGCAGAUCUACGACGGCUUCACCCUGGUGGCGUCACCCGGCUCCAGAUGAGCCCAGCCCGGCCCAGGGGGAUCCUGGGCCCCCCCCGCCCCCCCCGCGGGGACGUGGGGACACGCGGGGACACCGGGGGGGGGGUGGUGGUGGGGGGGGGGUGUCACACA